Messenger RNA from Triplophysa rosa, 5338 nucleotides. It is a transcript of the gene tecpr1a, whose product is annotated as tectonin beta-propeller repeat containing 1a. The transcript has 24 exons. Gene Ontology annotation, cellular component: membrane. Bases 8 to 3607 code for a protein of 1199 amino acids. NCBI's taxonomy places the organism in Eukaryota, Metazoa, Chordata, Actinopteri, Cypriniformes, Nemacheilidae. The record is from RefSeq and is a predicted model, not a curated record.
GUGCAUCAUGCCUAGCUCCCUCCUGAGGGCUGUUGAUGUUUAUGGGAGAGUUUACAGCCUUUCAACAGCGGGCCAGCAGUGGGAACAUUGUCGCGAUGCCCACUUGGAGUUCAAACGUGUCACCGCCAUGCAGCAGUGUUGCUGGGGAAUCGCCUGUGACCACAACAUCUACCUGAACGUCCAUGCAAGCGAUGUUCCCAUUCGCUACCAAGAGGAGACAUAUGAGAACCAGAGGUGGAACCCUGUCGAUGGCUUCUCGGACCGGCUGUUGCCCAGCGAUCGCUGGCAGUGGAGUGAUGCCACAGGUUUGAAUCACCAGCCGCUGAGUGGGUUUCAGUUGCCCUCUGAGAACUGGGAGUGGGAGGCAGACUGGUACGAGGAUGAAAACUUUGGUGGGGAGCUCACAGAGAAAGGGGGAUGGACCUACGCCAUUGACUUUCCAGCUACGUACACGAAAGAUAAAAAGUGGAAUUCUUGCGUGCGACGCUGUAGAUGGAUACGAUACAGAAGGUACAAGUCGCAGGAUGCCUGGGUAAAGAUCCCCUCGGAGCAGACCGGAGCGCUCCCCGACCCGUUCAAUGACAUCAGCUGUGGUGGCUGGGAGAUCACUGAGGAACCCAGAGGCUGUUUGGCACUGUGGGCCGUGUCUCUGCAGGGAAAGGUGUGGUUCAGGAGCGGCAUCCACCAUCAUAAUCCUGAAGGUUCUGUUUGGGAAGAGGUGCCUGUGCCAGGGGAGGUGGUGCAGGUAAGCUGUGGGCCGGGUGACCUAGUGUGGGCCGUCUUGUGGGAGGGUCACCUGCUGGUCAGAGAGGGCAUUGGCAGAGACUGUCUUAAGGGCACAUCAUGGGUCACAGUGGAAUCACCGAAUCCUGGAGUGGGUGCGGUGCAUGUAGCUGUUGGUGUAAAUGUAGUGUGGGCUGUUACUAAAGAUCAUAAGGUCUGGUUUAGACGGGGUGUGAAUUCCCAUAAUCCUUGUGGCUCGGGUUGGAUAGGUAUGGUUGGAGAGAUGGUGAUGAUCAAUGUAGGCCUCAAUGACCAGGUGUGGGCGAUAGGUUUUGAGGACCGGGCGGUGUAUUUCCGUCAGGGCGUGACAGCCAGCGAGCUGAGUGGGAAGGCCUGGAGGGUUGUGUCCGUGUCUAGAGACAGCGAUCGUUCCCAUUCCAGUUCCAGCGCGAACAGUCUUCAGAGCGCUGGCUGUUUCUUUGGUGGUGAGGUGCGUCUGGAGUCUCAAGCUUCUGUGGUAAGUGACAUUGACCCUGAUACUGAGAGAGCAGUGGGUGAAGUUCUUCCCGCCUCUGAGACCGAAGUCACCCCUAAACCACGUAUCCCUAAAGUCACCAGUGACAGCUUCAUCUCAGAGCUGGUGUCCGACCGCGAGGGUCAGAUCGGUCGGCGUGACGUGUCCGCACCAGCAGCCGGUCCGUCUAUCCCUGAGGAGGAAUCUGCGGAAAAGGAAGCGGAGGACAGGGGUUCUCCAGCACAGGUUCUCUCUCCUAGCCAAUCAGGUGGGCUGGACCCUCAGUGGAGCAAUGUGGACCUGGAAGAGGCUCAGACUCAGACUUCAGGAACUGCGGGUGAUACAGCCGAUACCAGCAGUCUGUCUUCUGUAGCUACCUAUAAUUUGGCCCAGGAGGAGCCUUACGGGACUGAUGAGCAUCAAAAAUGGGCCUGGGUCAGUGGAGGAGGAUGUGCGGUCGACAGUCACAUGCAGCUUAACUGGUUUAACUCAUCUGCAUCCACAGCACUGAACUGCUCUAUGCAGGCCAUGUCUCUUUCUAUCACACCCGCACAAACAGCGGCCUGGCGCAAACAGAUUUUCGAGCAGCUCAGCGAACGCUCCAAGAGAGAAAUGGAGAAUUUCACACAUUAUGAGCAGGCCAUUGAACAGUCCGUGUGGGUGAAGAAGGGCAGCAUGCAGUGGUGGCGAGACUGGAAACCUCAUAAGUGGGUGGAUGUUCAGUUUGCGCUGGAGCAGUUCUCAGGAGCGGACGGCAGCAAGGAUGGCAUUCUGUUUAUCUACUACACCUUCAACGAUGAGAAGAAGUAUCUGCACUCAUUCAUCAAUGAAGUGACAAUACUGGUGCCAGUACUCAAUGAAUCCAAGCACACGUUUGCCAUCUACACAGCCGAGAGAACCAAACAGAGGUGGCCCAUCCGUCUGGCUGCGGCAGCAGAGCUGGAGAUGCACGACUGGCUGGCUCUGCUCAGUGUGUCCUGCUGUGACUCCAGAGGUAUACAAGGCCCUCCCUCAAAACAGGCCAUCUGGUCGAUCACCUGUAAAGGUGACAUCUUUGUGAGCGAGCCUACGAAAGAACUAGAAGCAUCUCCCUAUCCAACAGCAUGUGAUCAGAUGUUCUGGCGUCAAGUUGGAGGCCAUUUGCGUAUUAUCGAGUCUAACAGUCUUGGUGUGGUGUGGGGGAUCGGUUACGACCAUACCGCCUGGGUUCAUACUGGAGGCUACGGAGGAGGAUUCUUUCAGGGGUUGGCAAGCAGCACAGAUAACAUCUACACACAGACGGAUGUGAAGAGUGUUUAUAUAUAUGAAAACCAGCGCUGGAACCCCGUCACUGGUUACACUAACAGGGGUCUCCCUACUGAUCGGUACAUGUGGAGUGAUGCCUCAGGUCUGAAGGAGUGCACCAAAACUAAUACUAAACCACCCUCCCCAAACUGGACAUGGGUGUCAGACUGGACUAUUGACUAUGCUGUGGCAGUAGGAACAGACAGAGAGGGCUGGCAGUAUGCAGCGGACUUUCCUGCGUCAUACCAUGGAAACAAAACAUUAAAGGACUUUGUCCGGCGCAGGCGUUGGGCCAGAAAGUGUAAACUCACAACAACCGGCCCUUGGCAGGAGGUUCCGCCUAUACCUCUGAGUGACGUAACAGUCCUGCCGUGCGGGCCAAAGAACACAGUAGAACAGGUGCCACUCUGGGCCAUCAGUAACAAAGGGGAUGUCCUGUGUCGCCUGGGUGUCACCUCACUGACCCCUGCAGGGUCGUCAUGGUUACACGUAGGAACUGACCAGCCUUUCAAGUCCAUUUCUAUAGGUGCUGUCCAUCAGGUUUGGGCCAUCGCUAAAGAUGGCUCGGCAUUCUAUAGGGGCUCUGUAUCGGCCGAGAACCCAGCAGGAGAUUGCUGGUACCACAUCCCCUCUCCGGCCGGACAGAAGCUUAAACAGGUGUCAGUGGGCAGAACGUCAGUUUACACUGUGGAUGAAAAUGGUAACCUGUGGUACAGACAGGGUGUGACCCCCAGUUACCCUCAGGGCUCAUCUUGGGAGCACAUCUCUAAUAACGUGCGAAAAGUAUCAGUGGGACCUCUGGACCAGGUGUGGGUCAUUGCAGAUAAAGUGCAGGGUAGCCACAGUCUCAGCUGUGGAACUGUAUGUCGCCGGCUGGGGGUGCUGCCUACAGAACCCAAAGGUCACUCGUGGGACUAUGGCAUUGGGGGUGGAUGGGAUCACAUAACGGUAAGGGGGAAUGCCAUGGAAGCCCCUCGCAUCAAGAUGCCACCCUUAACUGACAACAGCAGCCACCAAACAUCAGGCCGCGGUCCACUGCAAGCCCGUAACCAGCCUGAGAUGAAUGGAAACCCAGUAGGAUGUUAGUCAAGCACCCCCAGCGUCUCUCACUAACCAUCUCUAAUGUAGCCAUAUUCACUUCUCUUCUGUAGAACAUAGAGUUCAGUUCAAGCUCCUGUGUGCAGAUGACUCUGUGUUUUUAUUCAACCCUUUUCAUCACAUCCUCUUGUUGGUCUGUGUCUUCCUGUUAGCUUUACAAACAUUUGUUUCAAGUGCUUUCGUGGAUAACGCGGUCACUUCCAGUACUGCUCUCUCUUUUAUUCCAGUCGUUUGUGUUUUUACACUUUUGGAUAGGCUCUUAAUUUAAUGGUUAUUUAUUUGUUUGUGGUCAUACCAUUUUGCUUUUCGCAAUUCUUAAAUGUAAUUUAGGGGCAUUGAAUACAAAAGGCACAAUGUGAGCAACAGAAAACAUUCAACACACAUUUUAUAUUGAACAUUACAAACAAAGCUAUCAAUUCAAACACCUACUUCUGAAAUUUAUUUUCAGUUUGGAUGCGAUGUCAUUAAACGUGAGUUACGGGGUAGAAAAAAAUACAGUAUAUUAUAUAGCAGUGGUAUGAAGCCCGGUACAUGCCACGCAAAAAGAAAGAAUUAUAUGGUAGCCAUGAAUUAAGGAUUCGUUCCCACAAUUAAUUACUACUUAUGCAUGUUUUGAUAAUUCUCGUUUUAUUAAUUUGCUCUCUAGUUUGAGAAAUCGGGCUCACGUUUUAAUAUCUCCUAACUGCAAUUUAAUAAACUCAUCACUGCUUAAUAAUAAAAGAUGUAGCUGCUGUUAUGGACCAUAAAUCUUUGGUGAUGUUUGCAAAUCAUGAGCUUUAAACAGGCUGGACUGUGACGGGGAACCUACAAAAAGGAUGCAAAAACAUUCUAAAACAUGGACACAAUUUACCCUAAACAAGGAAACUAAUUUGUAAAACAUGCUUAUGUAUUAAUAAAUCAUUGAUUAAAUUCUUAUUUGCGGCCACAAUAUAGAGUUUUUCUCAUGUCAUGUGCGGGGCUCCGUAAAGUGGCAUAUAUUGUGGCAUAAUUUAGUGGCCAAGACAUCAAAAAGAGCUAAAACUGUCACUUCUGUUAUCUGCUUAUAUCAGAUUAAUAGAUUGUUUAACAUUUUUACUCAAAGGUGAAAUGGCAAUGUGGUACUAUGUAAAAGGAGGAAACGUUUGUUUUUUGGAGUUAGCAAAAAAGUGCAAUAUUUAAUUUUGAACUUGACAAUGUUAUGAAACAUUUCUUUUCUCAGGAUGACAUGACAUUUCUUUCCAUUCACACAUAACAAUGGUAUAAUUCUGUUUAAAGGCAGCAGCACAAAUUUCAGAGAGUAACAGUAUUUAUACUAAAACUUUGAUUGUUUUUAUCUUUCCUAUUCUAGUAAGUUAUGUUGUAAAUGUGGCUGUAUAAAUUUGAAUUAUUUAUGUUAUACCAUUGGAUGUUGUUAUUUAAGGGCCUAAUGUGAAUAAAUUGUGGGCAUUAUUUAAGGUCACUGCUGUACAUAAAGAAAAGCUUUAUAUUACAUAUAUGCAGGAGAGAGUUAGAGAGAGAGAGAGUUGACAGCAUCUAGACACAUUGUCUCUCCACAGGUCUGUGAACUUGAAAAUGAAAUCGAUAUAAUAGUUUUAACUUAUUUAGUGUAGACAGAUAGGCUCGGUGAAAAUGCUACUGUAAGAAAACAACAGUAAAGUGAAUCUCAGAGCACUUUAGCUUUCAGUGUCAUUGUGCAUGGUUUGUGUCAACAAUAAAUAUAAAAUCUACUCCACAACUCUG